Molecule: messenger RNA, 2853 nt
Organism: Nicrophorus vespilloides
Lineage: Eukaryota; Metazoa; Arthropoda; Insecta; Coleoptera; Silphidae
Product: protein pigeon
Exons: 11
Coding region: 101-2785 (894 amino acids)
Biological process (GO): positive regulation of amyloid-beta formation
Cellular component (GO): trans-Golgi network
Source: RefSeq, a predicted model, not a curated record
UGCGGACGCCGUUCGAUCCAUAGGAAUUUCCACGCGCGCGUAUUUGGGUCGGAAAAGCGCGGAAACUCUGUCACAGAAAGGGUAGGGGCCUGCGCUUAAAAUGGUUUCCGUCGACGAUCUCGUAGGAAAACUAUGUCUACUAGCGUUGAACAACAAAGAAAAAGUUGAAGCGAAGGAAUGGCGUUUGCUUGGACAGGAACAGGAUGGAAGUCUCCUUUUCGCCUGGUUGGAGUCGGGGGAGGAAGGAGAUUGUACAAAUUUGGGUCUCUUCAGUUACGCGGAUAAUAGUCUGAAGAUGCUUCACACUUUUGAGGAACCUACUAAUGUCGUCCAAGCAUCCAUCAAUUUUGAUCGCACAAUUAUGGGUUUUGUCACCAAAAAUCCAGAUGAAGAUAAUGAAGGAUGUUUUGUUUAUACCCCGACUCUAUUAAAACUAACAGAUUCUGAAAAUGUAUUAUGUCCCAUGCAUAUUGAAAGAUCCAAACAGAUUAUGAUCCAGUUUUUACACAAGAAACACUCAGUGCUGAACGAGAAGCAAACCGAUAAAUUCCUACUUCUUAUACACGAAGAAUGUGUCCUCCAGUACAAAUUGAAACCGCUUGCCAAAGAGUUUAACAUCGAAAGUUUCUUGGCGGAAUCUCUGCUGAGAGUCUUCAUUUGGGCUCAAUGGGAUGCAGUCCAUCAAACCUUGUACUACAUUCAUUAUAGGAAACCAAUUAAAAGUUUGGUGGAAGGAGAUGAUCCCGAUCCUACUACUUUGCAUAAGGUGUCUCCAACUCUAUCAGGCUUACAAUUCCAUGAAGAUCUACCACACGAAAGCGUCUUGAACAUUCCGUUGAAUUUACCGCAUCUCACCACGACCGUUUGCAACCUCUACGAAGAUGAUACAGUGCCUUUGCGCAUUCAUAAUUGCUCUCUAGAUCUCAUGGUACUGACCGAUUCAAGCGGUAUAGUCUGCAUAUGCCAUCACUAUUUAUACCAACCGGUUCAACCUGCGAAGAAUUUGGAAGAUGACGAUGAUUCUCCUGUUCAUUUUGCAUAUUCCGUGACGGUGCUUCAUCAAAGUUGCGUUCUGCAUUGUGUUAUCCCUGGUAUUCCUUGGAAAGAAGCUAAAACUAUUAGACCGCUCUUCAAGCUUUACGAUGAUCAUAUGAUGGUUUUCAUCCCUGGAGUUUGUACGCAGCUUUUGGAUAUAUCUAUGAUUCACGAGCCUUCGAAUCAUAUAACAACACAUCCUUUGCUGCCCGAAUACGAAAUAUCAAAGACGUGCCUGACGCCACUUAUCAAAUGCGGGAAAUAUUCAGUACUGAAUUUAACUACUUUGGAUGUCAUAGAUCUGCACGUUCCAACUACUCAGCUUAUCGAAACGUUCAAAAGCGAAACCACUCUGGAUAAUAAACUUGCGAUAUUGCAUUAUCUUCUGGUUCAUCAAGGAGAGAUGGACGUGGCCAUCGAGUUAAUAUCGUCACAAGUUGAGAAACCUGUAAGCUUGGGUUUUCCCCAAAUGCUCAAAGAGUUUUUGCUGGGAAGCGCUUACGCUUCUGUCCAAAGAAAUCUUCCAUGCGAUGCUAGCCAAUUGAUUAAUUUAUUACCGGUAUCCAGUCAACCCGUUGGAUGCGACGUGGAAACCGAAAUUAAUGGUAAAAUAGUGAGCCUAUCGCAAGACGCUCUUUGGAACGCCUCGAUGAUGUUACUAUCGCCGCAACAGAGGAUAGUUCCAUAUCGAGUUGAUCUUUGGGUGAAACUUUGGGAGAUUCUUGUAAAAAAUACCAAGGGAAAGCAAAGGUUUAAACCCAGUCAAGUCGUGGAAAAGUUGCUGGUUUCUUUAGUUUGUUAUCAGCCGGAAGCAUUAUCACGCUCAAGCACGCCUAUGUCACCAGGAUCUUCUCUUUCUCUAUCCACAACAGCAGAUUUAUCCACGAUGAAGAGCCAAAGUGAUGCUCUACCGUUUUAUGAAACGGAGAGCUGCACAGCUAGUAAACAGGAACAUAUAAUUUCCGUGAAUUUAAGAGAGUUAAGCAUGCAUUUGCUGAAACAAAGUACAGAGAACAAGAUGAGUCGCUUCCAAUGGCAAUCUCAAACGCCGAUGCACGUGCACGCAGUUGCUACAAGAUACAUCGCAGCGCAAUUAGAACAAUCCAGAUUACUUUGUCAAAUUCUAUGCAAAGCUGCUACGUAUGACGCAAGAUACGAGCACGAUAAAGGAUUUGUUUUUAUAGAUCAACUUCCAGAGGAAAAGAGGUAUAUACUGUAUGUGGUCUUGGAAAGAUACUAUUUGGCUGCAGAAGCGAUUGCUUUUCCACUUCCUCUUGGAUUCACGUCCUUCUUCACGUUCCUAGGUUACAGGACUUUACGAUUUAACAUAUUCCUGCAGUACGUUCUUAGACACGUGUUCGAACUACAAAUUGAUGUGAUGAAAAUAAUUAUGGCCGAUAUCGACGAUUCUAAAAUAGGAAUCCAAAGGAAGCUAAAACUAUUAUCUUUGUUACCUCGUUCUCGGGCCAAACGCUUAAUGAACCAAUGGAAUCAUCCCAUUAGUCUUAUGCUUAGGGCUAGAGAACAUGCAAUGAACAUAUUAUCUGGUGUAGAAGGACAAAAUUCCAGAGGUCAAGGUUUACAGAAAAGCAAAAAUCAAUUAGGAUUAGCAGCAUUUCCAUCGGCAGACAGAUUAUCUCCGCUUGACACGUUUCUUGAUCUCUUAACUGCUAAAGCUAGUCUCGCAGAUCUGGAUUUUGGAUUACUCAUUGAGGCUACAGUAACUUCAACUGAAGAUUUUUUAGAUUAGAUAUAAGAUAAAAUAUAUCCGGCAUAGUGCAAUAAAAAAAAUGUGCCAAUUAUUUACGUUUUCAUUAA